AUGAACGUAGAGGGCCUAGAAACUAUGAACACCGAUUUUGCACCCGAACUUGCCCAUGAGGCAAUUCUUGACGUUAGCCAUCAAUAUGUCACACCUCCGCAGCAAUCUGACGGAACUUCUAAUCAGGCAGAACCACAGCAUGACGAAAUCGACUCAGGGUUGGAUGAGGAUGAAAACACCCUGUCCGAAACGAAAUCCCUGUCGCCUUCCGUCAAAGAAUUUGCAUAUGUGUUCGAUAGACGUUACCAUAGCGAUCGGUUCAAGUCUAAAUACUGGCACGGCAUAUGCUACGAAGCCUUUGACCAAAAACAUUUCCGUGCUCAUAUCCGAGACGAUGCCCAGGUAUGUUCGUUUCCAAUCCAGGCUAACGCUUCAGAGCUGAUCCAAUCGCAGGCGAUAUUGGAUGUCGGAACAGGCAGUGGCGCUUGGGUUGUGUAA
Molecule: messenger RNA, 438 nt
Organism: Colletotrichum truncatum
Lineage: Eukaryota; Fungi; Ascomycota; Sordariomycetes; Glomerellales; Glomerellaceae
Source: RefSeq, a predicted model, not a curated record